Messenger RNA from Chironomus riparius, 4552 nucleotides. NCBI's taxonomy places the organism in Eukaryota, Metazoa, Arthropoda, Insecta, Diptera, Chironomidae. The record is from the annotation of a GenBank genome assembly.
AUCUAUAGAAUCAGGAUAUUUUUGACGCCCAUCACUAUUUAAACAAACAUUAUCAAACAUGACAUAUCUAUUAAAAAUAUAUAACUUUGUCUUCGACAGUUCUGCUUCUCAUAGAUAACACAAUUUAUAGACAAGUCUACAAUCCAAACAAAGGCAAAUUUGCUACAAAGAACAUUCAAUGUAAAAAGUGAAUCUGCUUAUUCAACAUCAAUAUAACGUUAUCUUCACCUUGUAGAUCUGUUGAAUUCAAACAUAUACAAAUUAGGAAUGUCUCACACAUUGAUCACGUAUUUAUGGAAGUGACGAUAAAAUAUACAAAACACAGCUGAAUGUUUAGUAAAUUAAUAGUGUUUAAUAAAGUUUUCAAAGUUUAAGUAGCUGCUCUAAAAAAUAAUCAAAAACCCUAAGAAUAUUAGAAUCUAGUGCUUCAAGACAUAGUUUUUAAGGAACAAAUCAUUCCAAAAGCUACAAACUUACUUCUUAAAAUUGAUCGGGGCGUGACAAGUCAAUUAGUCAUAAUGAAGAAAUUUCUUGUGUGUCGAUCAAAUCCAAAACAUUUUAUCGAGAAGUCCAACAAGUCUGAUAAACAUUUGAUAAUAUACUGUAAAGAUCUAAAGACAGUUUUUGAAGCUUGGCAUGAUCAUGUUGAUUCUACAGUGAAAAAAAUUACAAUUAAUAAUUUUACAGAUGAUCCAAAACUUUCAAUUAAUCCUUAUGCCUUAAUGCCAGAAUUAACAGUCAGCACGAGUGUUAAAGAAUUAAACUUCAAUUGCUACACACAUGAUUAUUGGAUGACACUUGUUCUUUCGUUAUGUCCCAACGUUCAGGAAUUACAUUUUCACAAAUUAACAAAAGAGAAAUUAAAGCAUAUCGCUGAGAACCUUGAGUUUGUCACACAUAUUAAGUGCUAUUAUAUUGAAAAUGAUAUUAUUGACUUCUACAAUGAUUUGAUUUCGCAUAGGAAUGAUAUUAAUUCGGAAAUAAAAAUUAAUUAAAUUUUAAACUGACCUAGUUGUAAUGCUACAAUAAAUUUUAAAUAAUCUAUAGUUACGAAAUUAAGUAAGAUGAUGCAUUUUCGCUUAUUAACAUCGAACGAUGCUUUAAGGACAUUCCAAUUUAAAACAAGCAGCUAUCAGAAAGUCGAAACGAUAUUAUCUUGCAUUGACAAUGUCGAAUUCAAAAAUUUCACAAUUUUAUGUACAAAAAAAUAUAUUUUGUACAGGUGCAACAGGCUUUAUGGGAAAAGUCCUUGUUGAGAAACUACUGCGGGAUUGCGGAGACCUUAACAUAAUUUAUAUACUUGUAAGGACUAAGAAAGGAGUUACUCCACAGAAGCGCUAUGAAAACUAUAUAAAUGACGUAGUUUUUGAUAGAAUAAGAUCAAGCAAGCCCGAUCAAUUCAAAAAGAUAAGAGUCAUCAAAGGAGAUGUGACACUAGAUAAUCUCGAUCUUGAUCCAAGCGAUGAAGAGGAAUUAAUAGAAAAUGUAAAUUUAGUGUUUCACUGCGCUGCCAAUGUAAGGUUUGAUUUAAAACUUAAAGAAGCCGUGAACUUCAACUUGAAUGGAACAUUUAGUGUCUUACGUCUUGCUGAAAAAAUGAAAAAUCUUCAAGUUUUUAUGCAUGUAUCCACAACAUAUUGUCACUGUAAAGAAGUUAUUUUAGAAGAACGCUAUUACAGAGCGAAUGAAAAUCCUUUUGGUAUAAUGGAAAUGGUAAAGACAUUAAAUGAUGAGACAUUAGAACAUAUUACACCGAAAUUACUGAAGGAUCUACCAAAUACUUAUGCAUUAACUAAAGGACUUACAGAAAAUUUGGUCCACUCAUUUCAAGGAAAAUUCCCAAUUGUGAUCGCUAGACCUUCAAUAGUCAUAGCCGCUUGGCAAGAGCCAUAUCCAGGAUUUGUUGAAGGUUUGAAUGGUCCAACAGGUUUGCUAGUUGCUGGAGCAAAAGGUGUUCUUAGAUCAAUGCAUUGUAAUCCAAAUUAUCCAGCAGAGACGGUGCCAGUCGAUAUAAGUAUUAAUUGCAUGAUUGCUCUUGCAUAUAAAAAGUCAAUUAUGGAUGACAAAGACGUUCUUUAUUGUAAUAUGACAGAUAAUGGAACAAAUCCUAUAACAUGGGGUGAAUCCUUAGAAAUGGGAAGAAAAGUAUUUUAUAAAUAUCCUAUGAGUAUUUCAUUAUGGUACCCAGAUGGUUCCAUUAAGUCCAACUAUUUUGUUCAUUUGUGGUGUGUGAUUUUCUUUCAUUUCCUUCCUGCAUAUUUCAUCGAUGGACUUCUCUUUAUCACUGGAAAUAAACCAUUUUUGGUCAAUGUUCAGAAACGCAUUAAUCAAGGACUUAAAGUUCUUCAGUAUUACACGACACGAAAAUGGACAUUUCAUAAUGACAACUUUAAAAAAUUAAGCAAUGAAAUGAAUGACAUCGACAAAGAAAUGUUUAACUGUGAUAUGUCAAAAAUAAAUCAUGAAGUUUAUGCUCGUAAUUGUGUAUUUGGAAUCAGGCAGUUCAUAGUCAAGGAGAAACCAGAGCAGCUACCUAAAGCUCGUUCAAUGCUACGAAAAUUGUACAUUGUGGAUCGGAUGGUGACGUUCAUCUUCUACGGAUUAAUAAUAUUAUGGAUUUAUAGCUAUUUUGGUAAAUUUUUCUACUCCAAUUAAGUUUUUGUCAGUGAAUUUAUUCUAUUUUCAACUCCCUAUGUUAAUUACAAUCAAAUAUUUUUAUAUCAAUCUGCUUUAAUUUAAGAUAAGCAUUUAUAUAAAAAUUUGCACAUGUUUUUAAAUUCAUUAUUUCAAAUUUUAGUUGUAUUUUAAUAUAAAUUAAACCCAUUAGAAGAAAUGAAAUAAUUCAUUGUGGGCGGUCGCAAUGAUAAACAUCAAAAAAUUAUAGUUUUAAAUCCCCAAUCCCACAUGUAUGUGAACAUUAUAAUGCAGAACUUUGCUCAAAAUAGUGAUGAUCAAACUUUAUAUCUCGACACAAAAAAUAGAUAGGACACGUCAGGUGCAGAGAUGUAUGGAGAAGGGGUUUAACCCGAAUAGCACAAGUUGGAUAACCCAAAUAGCACAAGUCGGAUAAUUCGAAUAGCACAAGUCUACAAUCCAACACCGGGACUUUGUCUCGAUUAUCCGACUUGUGCUACUCGGGUAACUUAUGUUAAUGUUGUAAUAUCACCCAACAGACAUGUUGAGGGAAAAAUAGAAAUUCGGUCGUGAUCCACAUCAAAAAAAUUGGGUUGGGGGUAGGGGGGGGGGGGGGGGGGGUUUAGUUCAAAUCAACAUGGUUUUUAGCGCAUUUUUGAAAACUUGUUUUCGAAAAGGGAGCUCAAUAAUACACUUUGUUCGUUCGUUCGUUCGUUCGUUCGUUCGGGCAAGCAUAAAAACUUUGCAACCAGACAUCGUAGAGAGCUCGGAUUUGUUUUAUUAGCUCCGUUACUAUUGUUUAUUGUCCGAUCGAACAGUUAAAAGUCUUCAAGCAGUGUAUUUAUGCUAUAAUUAAUGAGUUUUUGUUUUGUUUUCAGUGUAACCUGCUGAAAUUUUGUUCUACCUCUAUAAAUUCAAAUUUACCUCUAUAAUUUCAAAUUUUUUCUAGCCUAUGUAAAAUUUCAAAUUUUAAAAAACCGUUAAAUGAUAAACUUUUUCUAUAUGGAAAUUCAUUGCAGCAAAUUAUUAAUUAUAAUCAAAUACUGAUCGCUUCGUCAAAAAUGCGCUGAAGUCCCUCGAUCAAUAACACGAGGACUUUUGUAAUUUUUUAAUGAGGACUUUAGAAAAACAUAAAGUCUCCCAUAAUAUUCCAUCCUAUAAAAAAGGAGCAGCACCCCCUCCAAAAGAUUUUGCCUGAAUGGCACAAGUCGGUUAAUCGAUCAGAAAUCCAGCAUCAAGCAGGUGUGACUCUGGAUUUAAAUUGAAACCAGCACCAUGCCGGAAUCAUGCCGGCUUAGUGCCGAAUUUUUAUUCGAUUAACCAACUUGUGAUAUUCGGGCUGGAUACUUACUCCCUUAGAUCAGUGUUGUUCACACAGUUUGGACAACACUGCCUUAGAUAAUGGCAAUUUCAACAUAGUUCCUAAUUUUAUCUUCUUAUAAGCUAGUACAAUGAAUUUCAGCUAGCAUUUAAUAUCUAAUAAUUAAUGCCCUACAAACAGUUUGGCUAUCUUAAUUUAGGUAAAAAAUUUUGCUAUUUGGUGGUGAAUUUUUAUUAAAGUACAACAAGUUGAACCUUCGGAGCUAUGUGCUAUCUCAUCAAAAAAACUUGUACAUAUUUCUUUAAUUAUUAUUGCACAUGCUUAAUAAAUUACUUUUCUUAAAUUUUCAUAAGCUGAGUUCAUAAUACCCCAACUUAUUGCAGCACGAAAACAAUUCAUGUUAAGGCCUUUAUAAACAUUACGAAUCGACCUAUCUCGAGUUUUAUAAAUUUCCUUAAACACUACCAGUACAUUAUCGUAUUUCCCUCCGAUUUUACUUUGUAUUACAACUUUGACUACAUUUAAUGGAUAAAAUAUGGAACUAGUGAAUGCACCGAUAACAGCACCAGCGACAAAUUGCUGCAUGUUUGCAUAGAG